AUGGCCGCCCUCCAACCAACAUCAUCCGGCCUAAUCGCCAAACUCCCCAUCCGCCUCCGCAACUUCUUCGCCCGCUACCCUCCCCAGCACUACUCCGCGGCCGCCGUACCACCCCUCGACCCAAAUCUCCCUCCAGCACCAACACCCGACGCCCUUCCCUCCCCCUACACGCCAAACCGCGACGCCAAGGGCCACGAGCGCCCCGACCCCUCAGUGAUCAGCCCCUCGCGCGCCCUCCUGACUUCCGCCAACCCCGAGUAUCACAACCCGUUCCUCCCGCGCAAGAACUUCCGCACGGGGAAAUGGGUCGGGCCACGGUUUGGCUUGCGCCAGCAGGCGGAUCUCGUUAAGCUGGCGGCCAAGUAUAAUGUUGAGUCGCUGCUGCCGCCCGGGAAGAAGAGCACGGAAUACAAGGAGACGAGGAGGGCGGAGCGCGGUCUCCAGGUCAAGGGUACGGGUAUUGGGCAGAAGGUUAAGGGUCACAAGUGGGAGAGGACGAUGGAGGGAAGGCUCGAGGACCGGAGGAAGGCGAUGACGGAGAUGCCGGAGAUGAUCCGGUUGUGGAAGCAGAGAGGUCAUGGUCGUGGUUGGAAGAAGUGGCCCAAGAGGUAA
Aspergillus mulundensis is the source of this 612-nucleotide messenger RNA. RefSeq names its product mitochondrial 54S ribosomal protein mL59. The coding region runs from base 1 to 612 and encodes 203 amino acids. Gene Ontology annotation, molecular function: structural constituent of ribosome. Gene Ontology annotation, cellular component: mitochondrial large ribosomal subunit. The record is from RefSeq and is a predicted model, not a curated record. Lineage: Eukaryota; Fungi; Ascomycota; Eurotiomycetes; Eurotiales; Aspergillaceae. The transcript has 2 exons.